Molecule: messenger RNA, 4062 nt
Organism: Capronia coronata CBS 617.96
Lineage: Eukaryota; Fungi; Ascomycota; Eurotiomycetes; Chaetothyriales; Herpotrichiellaceae
Exons: 1
Coding region: 1-4062 (1353 amino acids)
Source: RefSeq, a predicted model, not a curated record
AUGCGUCUGCGCCUACUGAUCCAGCGACAUUCGCUGCCUUCCGUUCAGAUCGUCUAUACCACAGGAACCGGCCCUGCAUCCCGUACGAAAUCACGCGACAGUACCAUCGCAGACCUCCUCCACGAUGUCAACGAUCUAGUACCACUCGAGUCGGCCGACGGCGAGUGGGGGCUGGAGGACUAUGUCGUGGAAGUCGUCCCGGCUUUCGACAAAUCUGCCGCGUACGAGUGUCUGCAUUUCCAAACCUGCGAGGCAGUUUUGAGAGAAGAUGAUGAGGUGGUCAUCCGGGCUCUGUCGUCGGAAGAGCUGAGAAUUAGGAGACUCGGUGGGAGACAUCAGAUCUCAGGGGAUGGGAAACAUCUAAUUGAUGGUGUUGCGUUUGGGAAACAGUGGUUGCGGAAGGCCAGGAGGCCGGGCAUCGUCAUUCCGCCGAGGAAGAGGAGAAGGAUGUUGGCUGCACAGCAUGACGAUGAAGACGACGAGGAUGAAGAGCGAGUCAGACAAAUUCUUGCUGCGGAUGAGGGUUAUUACCCAGGCGCAAUGGUUCCUGCUGCUGCAAAUGACGAAGAGGAGAAUGAAGACGAUGAAGACGAUGAGGAUUAUGUCGACAAUCCACUUCAAAUUGCUGUCAGGGCAGAUUUCGACGAUGCAGACUCGGAAUCAGCCGAAGAUCCCGGACUCUCCGAUACAGAUUUGCAGGACGAAGAUCUGUCGGAUGAAGUCAAGCUUCUCUUGAAAGAGGCUGCGGAGAUCCAGAAGGCUGCUAGUGGUGCUGUGGCGCGGGACCUUGUGGGAAACCACUUGAAGAGAAAGAGAGAGGUUGAUGAUGAAGGCGAGGAUCACGAAAGCAUUACUUUCGAGGGCUUUUCGACGCCGGUCAAGGCUGCCAAACACGUUCCUGUCAACGAGGACGAGGCUGAGAGUGAAAGUGAGGAUGAUUCAGGUACCGACGGCGACGGUGACAGCAUGAUGCGGGAGAUUACAGACCACGUGGCUGAGAAGCGUGCAAAGAACAUUAUUGCGGAAGAUGAGGACGACGAGGAUGAGGUCGAUGAAGACGUCCAAGAUAUGUCUGACUCUGAUGAUUCCUCGAGCUCUGAAUCUUCUGCUGCCGACUCUGCCACAGACAGCAUGGUAGAAGAACUUGCUAUGCAGGAGGCGAAGAAACGGGCUCUGAAUCUGAUCGAAGCCUCGGAUACAUCGUCUGACAGCUCCGAAUAUGCGGAAUCAAGCUCUGAGGACAAGGCCGACAUCGACGUGGAGGAGAUUUCGAGCUCUGGAUCAGACUCAGAUUCAGGCUGGGAUUCAGAAUCGGAUUCGGACGAUGAGAGCGACUCCGAGUCUGAAACGUCAUCUAGCUCAUCCGAAUCCGAAUCAGAGGCAGAUUCCGAGGUGGACAAGGGGAAGAAAGGCCUGAAAACCCCCUCCACAGCCAACCCCGGUACUUCUGGUCUCCAGCCUCCAACGUUCAGCUCAGAAAAUACGCCUAAGCCGGCCACAGUCCCACCCGGUUCUGGAACUGGGAGGACGCACACCAACAACAGCAGAGCUAGAAAGAGGAGGAGACUGAAUUUUCUCAAAGAGCAAGGUUUAUUGCCCAAGGAAGCCGAUUUUCGGGCGUUGGCCGCGUAUGACGAAGCGCAACAGAACAGUGGAACGGAGCAAGCCGGGUUUGCAGAGCAAGAGCAGGCCGCUGCGGGUGGUCAACAGCCAGAAAUCUUGAGUGACGACCAAGAGAAGGUGACGGCCGUGGCAGUGAACGUAGUCACCCGACCUGAGUCUAAAGCAGAGGCUCCUGGAGACCUGACUGCAGACAAAGAGGCUGUCGCAGCAUCUUCAGCUGGAGAGCCGAAGAUAUCACAACCAGAAAUACAGGCCGAGACGGAGCCUGCACCGAAGAGAGCCAGACUAGACUUGGCCAGUUCUCGACGAAUGCUGUUCUCAUCCCUGGGACUGAGGACACCCAAGACUCCAGAGGCAGAACAGGCCUUGAGGGAGAAACUAUCCAAGUCUAUCCGUCCUCUCAGAGAACCAAGUGCUGCCUCUGCUGAAAGCGCUCUGCCGUUGCCGGAAACUGAGACAGUCGCCGAGUUUGAUGAUUCCUGGAAGGACAAGCUUGUCAUUGCCGCUGUAGAAUGUGAGGAGCAAGGCGGUGUCUUGACCCCACCACCGUUUCCUUUCCAACAGCGCUGGACCAAGACUUCUACCGAGAAUGUCACCAAGAGUAAGCGUCGUGCUCGAGAUCAAGCUCAGUACUAUGAAGACAAUCAAGCUCCGCCGCAGGAAGACCAGGAGGAUGCUUUUGCACCCGAUGUAUCGAUGUUGGCCUCGGCAGAUGGUCAACAAUCCAAGGUUGUGGAUGGCACCAACUCUGCUGAGGAAAACCUUGAGGGUUCGGACGACAUACCCCUUCCCACCAAUUUUGACAUUCUACCCGAUCUUGACCAGGCCAGCGUUGUGCCAGGAGUCGUCAUUGCCUACAGGGAACUUCACGUUGAUGCUUCGACAAAUUAUCAGCCUGAGAUUUCGUCAUUUCGAGUUGGCCGUGUCUCUGAAAUGGGCGAUGAUGGAAGCGUCUACCUAACUCUGGCCAAGUCCUGCCUGGAACCUUCUUCUAAGAUGAAGUACGACGAGGAAACCGGAGAGAGAGUCUACGGCAAGUUCGAAAUCCCGUCCGAGGAUGCCGAAUCCGAACCUGAUGACGGGACUCGUGAAGUAUCUUUUUCCAGCAUGAUUUCGCCGAAGCUCGUGCAGCCGUCUUCGGUUGAGGUGCCGGGUAGUAACCACAGUAGUGGGCUCAGGGGUGGAGAUGCAUCGGAUUCGUACCCGGACCAACAAUAUGCAGCUAUACCGGAGACUGUUCAACAAGAGGUGGUGUCGUCGAAGCCGGGCGACUCUCAAAUACCUUUUGUCGAAAUUGCAACGCCGCGUAGAAACGAGAUAUCAGAUAUUAUCAAAGAAGCCGGAUUCAACUCAGCGUUGGACGAGGAACUACUGCAGCCUGAUCCGAUAUCUUCAGAUCAACAUGAGACAGAUGGGGACUCUCCUGAUCUGCAAAACCGGUCUCAGGAAGAGUACCCUCAUCGAUUUCGAAAAGAAUCACCCCGCCUCAAUGACUCUCAAUCAUACAACGUGGCCUCUUCCGAGAUGGAGGAUAGCGCCUACGUUCAAGCUGAUCAUGCCUCUGUGGGCUCGGCACCCGAACAGCCAUCAUCGCCAUUCGUCCAUACCGCAGAGACGGUGGAAUAUCCUCAUAUCUCUCAGAUCGAAAUCAACUCUUCUGGACCGCCUCUGACCAUAAACAGUAGCUCUCAUCAGGACGCGCAGAAGAACUCCCCAACCCCUGCCGUUGAGUUGUCAUUCACAGCCUUGGAUCGGAAUGACUCGGGUGAUGAGGCAGAUCACGAAACCACUGAAUUGGCCGACCAUGCUGAAUAUGAAGACUCCAAUCAACGACGGGCUUCAUCAGAGCCACUAGGGUCAGAUGUCCCACAGUCCCAAUCCCAGGCAGCCUCCUUCGAAUCCUUCGAAGAGGAGGCUGAACAACAUGACUUGGACAGAGGAGAUUCUUUUUUAGAUCAUGGCUACGCUGGUCACGAUUCUUCGUACCAUGAUGACGACGGUUGCAGUGAAGAUGACAGCGAUGAUCUCCCUUCUCUGCUGGAUAUAACUUCAGGCCGCUCACAUGCGAAAGGUACCAAGCUGCGCUCGAGCAAGGUGCCGCCGCCCCCAACGAGAAGGUCGGCGCGGACCUCAAAGAAGACACAAAGCUCGACUCCACCAAGCAGUCCUGACCCGCCGCCGUCGAGCCAACCAGAAAUCAAAUUGUCGCAGAGCCAAUAUGCAACUCGGCUCUCGCAGGUGCCUGCUGGAUCUCAAGUUAUUGACUUGACCUUUUCCAGCAGUCCCCCAGGAGAUGACGAAGAUUCCGACAUUUACAGAAAGAAGGGCUCGUCUCAGGCGAACGGCAAUAAAACAACGACUUCGAGGGAAGCGAAGCAGGAGAAUGGAUUAGGAAAACGAAGGCUGCUGACCACGAAAAAGAGGAGAAGCUAUUACUAG